Molecule: messenger RNA, 1154 nt
Organism: Cicer arietinum (chickpea)
Lineage: Eukaryota; Viridiplantae; Streptophyta; Magnoliopsida; Fabales; Fabaceae
Source: RefSeq, a predicted model, not a curated record
GCAAAACAAUAGCAUAACGAUGUUGAUCCCAUUGAUUGUAUAGCCAUUAUAGUGAUUUAUCUUUUUUAUUAUUUGAUUUUCAUUUUUAUUUAUAUACUUUGGUUAUCUUAGUUCGAGUAUCUCUUGUACACGCUUCUCUAUAUAAAUAUUUUUUUUUACUACUAAAAAAAAGGAGAAAAUAAUAGUAAAAAAACACCAUAAGAAGGCAAAGAAAAACUAAGAGAGAAUAUUUUUUAGAUAAUAUGGAGUGGCAAAAAAUAUACUAUCUAGAUAUGAUGCUUGUACCAUGUGGCUUUCUCAUCCUUAUUGUAUAUCAUUUUUGGUUAUGGCAUAUGAGUAAGACACAACCAUUCACAACAAUUUGUGGAAGAGAUGCAGAUGGACGAAGAUUUUGGGUUGCUUCCAUGAUGAAGGAUAUUGACAACAAGAACACCCUAGCAGUCCAAACACUUCGAAACAUGAUAAUGGGAACAACCUUAAUGUCAACAACAUCAAUUCUUCUAUGUGCUGGCCUAGGAGCAAUCAUAAGCAGCAAUUAUAGUGUUAAAAAACCAAUUAAUGAUUCAAUUUUAGGAGCACAUGGUGAAUUUAUGGUGCUAAUUAAAUAUGGCAUUAUACUCACAAUAUUAUCAUUCUCAUUUAUGUGUAACACUCUAUCGGGUGCAUUUAUCAACCAAGUAAAUAUUCUUAUUGGCACCCCACAAAAUGUUAAAUCUUUGGUUACCCCAGAAUAUUUGACCCAACAUCUUAAAAAAGCUAUGUUAUUGAACAUUGUUGGAAGUAGGCUUUUCUAUACAGCACUUACCCUUCAACUUUGGAUCUUUGGGCCUGUGUUACCUUUUCUUUCUUCAAUGCUAAUGGUUUGUAUAUUGUACAAUCUUGAUUUUGUUGAUGGGGACCACCCUAUGAAUGCUGAGUUAGAUUUCAUUAAGAAUGAUCCUUGAGGAAGAUAAUGAAUUUUUUUAUCUAAUUUUAUUGUGGAAAUUAGAAAUGAAUUUUAUGUUUUCUUAUUUGUAAUUAUAGUUGUUAAUUCAAUUUUUUUUUGUAAUAGUUAUAUUGAAAUGUUUAUUUGUAUUACUUAUAAAUGCACUUUAUGAGCUAAAAGAAUGUAUGUUUGUAUUUAUCAUAUGUAAAACUACUAUAUAUUAAAUUAA